UCGGAACGGUUGGAUGCUCUUUCUUCGAGCGGGCGCAAACUGUUAGUUAGUCAUCGGGAUUCGGUAUCGGUUUCGUGUGUGGUGUUGGCGGCAUCCUUUUGGCAUCAACUGCCAGUUGAGAGAUUUUCAUCGGUUAGUGUUCAGUUCAUUUUGAACCAUCAGCCUGAGUGGAAGGACUUUCGGUAAUACACUAAUCUCACAAUUCGAUCGGAUUGCCUCGUUGUUAAGGGGGAUGCUUGAAGAUUAGGAUCCAAUCCAAUUUCAAUCAAGUUUCCGGGUUUUGGAUUUCGGUAUCGAACGGACAAAACGGAUUGUGGUGCGUGAUUUGAAAAAAAAAGGAAAGGCGACGAUUGGAUGCUGAUACCACCCAUGGUUCCGAACAUGGAAUGAUCAUCAACGACCAUCGAUAAUUUUUGCCGGAAUUGGACGACGACGACGACGACGACGACGACGGCGACGCUACGGAAAAUUGAACAAAAGUCUCAAGCAACAAGUCCCCAUCAGGCUCGAAAAGCCACUGGCGGUGAAGAAGAUUAAUAUCCAUUACAUGCCAGGCUGAUGUUGCGGCGGAAAACUUUAUCUAUCAUCGAGUGGAAUUCCCUGCAAGCUCAUGAACGUCGUCGGUGUGUGUCUGUGUCUGUGCCGUGGUGCUCCUGUGGUCCCUAUUAAAUGAGUGUUAACCAAUCGAGCGGUAGUUAACCCAGAAGAACGACCCAUUAGAUGGUCGUGAUUCGAAGAAAGAAAACGAAUACUUCCCAUCCUCCGUGUUUUCAGCCCCGAAGAAAAUUACUCUGGAAAUGAGCAGUUGAAGUGGUUUCCUCCCCCCUUUUUCCUCUCCGUAUAUGGUAGCAAUUUCCCUCCCAUCUUAAGUGAAUUGAGGAAGUCACCGAGCGAGGGUACAUGAGUGAGUAUGCGAAACGUGUGCGUGAAUCAGUGAAAAGUGCCCGCCCGAUCGUAAUAAUAAUUUAUCAAAGUGCUCUCGGGUGCAUUCACGCGCGCAACAAGGCAGUCAGUAGUGUAACGUGCGAUUUCGGUCCACGAUUGAUGCCCCAUUAGUGGGUGCUCCGUUCCGCUGGGGCAACUACUAGCACCAUUAGUCGAGAUUGCUCAAGUGGUGGGCGGUGAUGCCACAGCCAGCACCGCCUCCACAACGUUUCUUCCGGGUGUCCUGGCGAACGCAACAGCAAACGCAAAAACGACGACCUCAAGACUUUUAGACGCACUCAGCGAAACCGUAGGGAACCUCCUAGCAGUCAACGGUUCGGACGCAGACGCCAACGCCGACCAUCCGGAUUACAACGGGAGCUCUGCGUUCGAGUACGGUGGUAGGUUCAGUCGAUUGGUCCUGAAUGCUACGGGGCAGGUGUUUGAAAAUGAGUUCAUCAACGGCAGUGGCGUUCACAGUGGCAGCAGCAACGCCGGCACCGGCAUCAACGGAAGCAGCAACCAGUCCUACAGCGAAAUGCCACAGAUUCCGGAGUAUAUCCGUGCGACUUCGAUGGUGUUCUGCAUUAUCAUCAUGUGCUUGGGGGUUAUCGGUAAUAUUAUGGUCCCGAUCGUCAUCCUCAAGACAAAAGAUAUGCGCAACUCGACCAACAUCUUCCUAACCAACCUAAGCAUCGCCGAUCUCCUGGUGCUGCUCGUCUGCACGCCCACCGUUCUGGUCGAGGUGAACUCACCACCCGAAGUCUGGGUGCUGGGAGAGGAAAUGUGUAAAGCGGUGCCAUUUGUGGAGCUGACGGUGGCCCACGCAAGUGUCCUGACGAUCCUGGCGAUAUCCUUCGAGCGGUACUAUGCCAUCUGUGAGCCGCUGAAGGCCGGUUACGUCUGCACCAAGGCACGAGCCCUGAUUAUCUGCUUGGCCGCGUGGACCGUGGCCGCCAUACUGACGAGUCCGAUACUAUUGUUCGCCGAGUACAGCGUCGAGCAGUAUCCGGAUGGAAGCCGGGCGGCCGUAUGCCUCACGAAGGCUUCCAACGUGUGGACGAUGACCUUCUUCCUGAUGACCAUAUCGCUGUUCUUUAUGCUACCACUGAUCAUCCUGGUGGUGCUGUAUGCCAUCAUCGCCAAGAAUCUCAUCGCCAGUAACAAUUCGCGGAUGAAGAUCCGCCUCAGCAAACCGGAACUCAGCUACAAGGCGCGGAAGCAGGUGGUGCUGAUGCUGGGUGCAGUGGUGCUAGCAUUCUUCACCUGUCUGCUUCCGUUCCGAAUGCUCACCCUGUGGAUCAUUAUGGUUUCCGAGGAAACAUUCCAAAAAUUAGGCGUAGAAAAGUAUUACAAUUUGCUGUACUUUAGUCGUAUCAUGCUCUACCUCAACUCGGCUGUCAACCCGAUACUGUACAACCUGAUGUCGUCCAAGUUCCGAAAGGGCUUCCUGCGGCUGUGCCGAUGCACUCGCCUGUGGGGACACCCCCUGCGACGAAGGGGUGGGAAAGUACGCGGCAGGUCAGCCACAUUUACAACCACUACGACCUCUUCGUAUCUGACGAGCUCAUCGAUUCGGAAAAGCAGUGAAAAGUACACAUUAUCGCUGGACGAUUUGCGCUUUCAGCAGCUCCCAGCAUCUAAUGGGCUCCUAAGGGCGGCGAAUGGCGACGGUUCAGCAAAGCCGCCGGUCUCCGGUGGCGGCAGGGAUGCCUCAUCCAAUGUCGUCGUUGUCGUCAGCGACGACGAGGAACCCUUCCAGUUAAGUAGAUUCUAUCGGAUGAAUCUGCUGCGACAGUAUUCUACUCCGCUGCUGGCAUGCUAUGGGGAUGGUAGUGGGGACCGGGGGAGGACACUGUUGCCUUCGACGGGGACGACCGGGAUCAAUAACAACAAAUCUGUUGAAAGUGCGGUCAAGCGGCAGUACAACGUGACCUUUGGGGAAACCGAAAGAGAUAACAACGGCUUGGUUGCCGCUGCGAACGGGGGAGUUGUCCUGGAGCCGGCUCGCAGUAAUCCAUUUAAUCUUUGGAAAUUGAAAUUUAUCUGGCAGCAGCCUCAGCCAGAACACAGACAGCACUCACAUGUUGCACAUGGCGGCGGGAGGGUGGUGCCGAAUGCUUCCAGACCGAUGAAGCAAAUGUCACUCGAUGAAAGCUGGUUGGCGACGCGGGGGGAGAAUCGGUGCAUGGUGAGAGGUGGCGUUGGGUCCGACGAUGUCUAGAAUGGCUUGGAUUUGGAGGCGUGUG
Ochlerotatus camptorhynchus is the source of this 3173-nucleotide messenger RNA. RefSeq names its product ETHR (gene ETHR). The record is from RefSeq and is a predicted model, not a curated record. The coding region runs from base 1463 to 3148 and encodes 561 amino acids. The transcript has 5 exons. Gene Ontology annotation, molecular function: thyrotropin-releasing hormone receptor activity. Lineage: Eukaryota; Metazoa; Arthropoda; Insecta; Diptera; Culicidae. Gene Ontology annotation, cellular component: plasma membrane. Gene Ontology annotation, biological process: G protein-coupled receptor signaling pathway.